Messenger RNA from Eimeria necatrix, 1944 nucleotides. RefSeq lists its product as hypothetical. Gene Ontology annotation, molecular function: transcription cis-regulatory region binding. The transcript has 5 exons. Gene Ontology annotation, cellular component: nucleus. Gene Ontology annotation, biological process: regulation of transcription by RNA polymerase II. The coding region runs from base 1 to 1944 and encodes 647 amino acids. The record is from RefSeq and is a predicted model, not a curated record. Lineage: Eukaryota; Apicomplexa; Conoidasida; Eucoccidiorida; Eimeriidae.
AUGCUUGACGCGGCAGUGAACAUAAGAGACCUGUGGCCCCCUGCAGCAGCAGCAGCAGCAGCAGCAGAAGCAGCAGCAGCAGCAGAGUGGAAGCCCUGCGGCCUCCUUGCUGCUGCGCUGCAGCAAAAGCUGCUCGCAGCAGGACCUCUUGUGGAGCAGCUGCUGCGGGACCCGCAGGGCCACGAGGUGCGGCUGGUCCCCCCCUACAAUCCCAAGCAGCAGCAGCAGCAGCAGCAGCAGCAGCAGCAGCAGCAGCAGCAGCAACAGCAGCAGCAGCAGCAGCAGCAGAAGCAGAAGAGGAGACCUGGGUGCUACCGCUUCCUGCUGAAGCCCCCCGGGCUGCGCCCGCGGCAGAUAGGCAGGCCCUUCGACACCGCAGAAGAAGCUGAAAUUCGACUGUCUCUACACCGCUGGCAGGUGCAGGUUACAGCUGCGGCCAUCAGGGGAGCAGCAGCGCAGCCCCAACCCUCAGCAGCAGCAGCAGCAGCAGCAGCAGCAGCAGCAACAGCAGCAGCAGCAGCAGCAGCAGCAAUAGCAGAUGAAGAAUCCCGCACCUUUAGAUUUGCUGUUGAGGUACCCCAAGGCGACGCAGAGCCGAAAAUCCUAAACUGCAAAUAUCAAUAUGAACCUGACGGGGAGGACGGCAACAGCUGGAUCUGCAAAGAAGCAAAUUGCUUGUCGCUGCAGCACCUCGCGGACUGCUUCAGCGCCGUGCAGCAACCCCUGACGCAAGAAGAAGUGUUUCAGCUGUACAUACACCUCGGCCGCUCCGGACACCCCCCCUGCGUGGUCAACUUCAUGCAGAGUUUGCUGCAGCAAGACAAGAUGGUGGACACUUUUGCUGCUGCAUGCAGCAGCAGCAGCACCUGCUGCAGCAGCAGCAGAAGCAGCAGCAGCAGCAGCAGCAGCAGCAGCAGCAACAACAGCACCGCGUGGGUUGGCGCCUUCACCGCGUGGGACCAGUACACCAACAAGCGCUACACGAAUGAGGUAAGCACAGGCCUGCUGCUGCUGCUGCUGCUGCUGCUGCUGCUGCUGCUGGAGCUGCAGCAGCAGCAGCAGCUGCUGCUGCUACUGCUGCUGCUUGCAGCAGCUUGUUGCUGCUGCCGGCCAGCGAAGCUCAACAGCUAUAACCAUUCUCCUCACUCUGAACAGCAGCAGCAGCAGCAAAGCAGCAGCAGCAGCAGCAGCAGCAGCAGCAGCAGCAGCAGCAGCGGCAGGCUUCUGGGGCCCUGUGUCUUGCAAAAUGAUGCAGCAACAGAAAGGGCGCAGCCGCACCGCAAAUGGAGGGGCCUCGGCGCCUUUCUGCAGCAGCCUGCUGCUGGCAAACUAACUGCAGCAGCAGCAGCAGCAGCAGCAGCAGCAGCAGCAGCAGCAGGAAUGACAGGUGGUGCUGCAGCAGCAGCAGGCCAGAAACGGACCCAAGAACAGCCGAAUACACCUGCAAAGUACACUAAGGGCGCGCAGCAAGCACGCCAAGCAGCAGCAGCAGCAGCAGCAGCAGCAGACGCAGCAACAGGAAGAGCAGCAGCAGCAGAUGAAGCAACAGCAAGAGCAGCAGCAGCAGCUGCUGCAGCAGCACAUGUUGUGCUUGUCGAUGACGGCUUCGAAGCCACGACACCUAAGGGGGCGCCCCAUAGGUGGCAGCCCCCCAGCAGCAGCAGCAGCAGCAGCAGCAACAGCAGCAGCAACAGCAGCAGCCAGAGCAGCAACAGCAGCGGCAACAACAUGGCUUCUCUCAUGGAGUUCAUAGAGUGCAGCAGCAGCAGCUGCAGCCCCAUAUCGAAGCAGCAGCUGGCGAGGAGACAAAAGGAGAGGGAGACACAAAGCCAAGGACAAAUGAGAAAAGCAGGAAUGGUGUCAGCAGCAGCAGCAGAACAAGGACAGGGCUGCAGAGGGCCUAGGCGCCUCGCAGAAGCGCAUGAGCUGGAGGAGCAGCAGUAA